Cyprinus carpio (common carp) is the source of this 9720-nucleotide messenger RNA. RefSeq lists its product as uncharacterized. The transcript has 22 exons. The coding region runs from base 517 to 9441 and encodes 2974 amino acids. NCBI's taxonomy places the organism in Eukaryota, Metazoa, Chordata, Actinopteri, Cypriniformes, Cyprinidae. Gene Ontology annotation, cellular component: nucleoplasm. The record is from RefSeq and is a predicted model, not a curated record. Gene Ontology annotation, biological process: negative regulation of gene expression, epigenetic.
CGACUCCUAGCGACGCAAAACGGAACUGCACGCGGGACGCAAGAUGGACGCAAACUUCUAACUUUCUGUUUCUUUUUCGUUUCGCUUAUGCUCGCGCGAGCUACUCUGUUAUAGACAGCGCGGCGUCCCUCGAGUAGACGGCACGCGCUGUCGAAUGAAUUCGAAUCCCGGUCAGAAUUCGAAAUCCGUUAAAAAAAACAGUCCUUCAGAUCGAAUUGCUGGCAGCCGUUCGUUUUCACAGCCCAACCUUUGCUGUCUUUAUGUGGAUUCGCUUCCUGGUUGCAACACACAGUCACACAGUACAUUUCAAGUCCUUCAAAACGCAGUUCAGCUUCAGAGACCAGUCGUCAAGCAUAAUAAUUGUACUUACAGCUUUAAAUAAACGUUUCAUGACUAUUUUACGGGAAAGGCGGCAUCUUUUUAGUCGUUUAAGUGGAAUGUCGUGAGCCGUCGAAGAUUCGAAAUAUCUAAUAUCUCGAGUGCAAAGCGAAAUCCUGGGAUCUAUGCCUCGUCUUCAUGGAGAAUGAGACUACUCGAUCAACAGAAGGUGACUGGGGUCUUCUGGUGCUUGUACAUCCAGGCUCAGCAACCUUUAAAGAGAGUAUUCUAGCUCCACUUUGUAACAACUAUUUGUAUGAGGAAUCAAAAGAAUGUUUCACGUACAACUCUGCCCAUUUGAUCAACAAUGGCGCUUUACAAAAGCGGUAUGCAGCAUUUCGUUCCGAAAAAUGGGAAAAGGGAUAUUCUGAACAGGAACUUGAAGAGUCAUUUGGCUUCCUGUUGCUUGAUGAUGCAAACAGGGCAAGGAAAAUUGGCGAAACAGGGUUGUUAGUUGGACAAGCAAAAUGCACCACUCUUGGAGACUCCUUGAAAGGUGUCUAUAUCUCAAAAUACUCAGACUGCCUUGACCUGAAGCGCUGGUAUGAUGGCAAGACCGGCUACAUAGUCCUUUUGAAGCUGACCAAGGGGAGAGUGAAAGAGGUUACAGACAACUACACCCAGAAUUUCACUCCUCCGACAGCUGGCUACGACUGCCACAUAUCAGAUCAGCUUGGUGCUGUGUCUUCAACUACUAGUUCUUUCUUGGCCUAUGAGCGAACACAGUACUACAUGUAUGAACUCUGUGAUGGAAGCAAUGACAUAGAAACAUGUCCAAGACAUGCUUAUCCGUUUGCUAUUGUGGCAUUCUCAUAUGGGAAGAUGAGCACCAUGCCAGAGUUGGAGCAAAAAAGCCAAGACAAAACAGUGUUUCAUUACCAACCAUGGAUUGGUCAGUUCAAGAUUGAAUCUGCUAUCUAUGAUGUUGGUCUUCAGUCUUCGAGUGGAGCCUGGUUCCCAGCAAAGCUCCCAAAGACAGUUCAAGUUGAACGUGCAAUUGGUGUGUCUGAACUGAAGAGGACCUUGCCACGUGAAAUCUUUGAAACUUGCAUUGUGGGUGAAGUUUGCAUAGAUGGCAGAUGUUUCAACUUGUAUGACAUUGUCUCCUCUAAGGCGAAAAAUGACCUGGCUCAGAUAGCCCAAGAGCUGAAGCAAAAAGACAUGGCUCUUGUUAUCCCACUGGAAGAUUCUGGGUUCCUUAUACUGUUACAUUCUUCACACCUCUUCUCUUAUGAAGAUGCAAAGUCGGGUAAGGCAGCAGCACUUCAAGGCAUGUUUAUUUUCCCAGACUCAAGAACUGUGCCAAGAGAUGCCAAGUCUGACCUGCAAAAUUCUAAGGUAUCAACAGAAAUAAUGCAAGUAAUCCCAGCACUCAACUAUGCAGAAAUGGAGAUGGAAAAAUGUCCUCCAAACCAGCAGGGGCGCUCUCAGAUGUCUUUAGAGAAGCAUUUGCAAGACUAUGGGAAUCUUUUUCACCCAGGGCUAUUGGACAUUCCCACCAGGGAAGCCAGUAUGUUUCCAGAUCAAUAUGAUGUGCCUGGUGGUUUUACCCUAAUAUCGCCUAAAUGGUCACAAGAGGCUGGUACUCAAUUAAAAUCCUAUUUUGAUGAGCCUUGUGGCUUUACGAUUCCAGUAGGGAGGGCAUUGGAGUUACUCACUGCCGGUCGACAACAGCGUGGAGAUGAACACGAUGAUGAUGUCUAUUACUAUAUAUCAUCACCUGAGGAGGUGCCACAGACUGAUGCCCCUAUUGAAAUGGAGGUGACAAAGCAAUCUGAGGCCAUUAGUGAUGCCUCUGACAGGACAGCUGAAACAGUUGAGAGACAAAAAGAUGAACAAAUGUAUUUGUCCACAGAGCAGUCUCAACCUGCUUUGCCAGAGGGGCGUGGAAAGCUGGGAACAGCUGUAGUUACAGUAGCUGACAGUGUUUUAGAAUAUCCAACUUCCACAGUCUCACCCAAAUUGGGUGAUGUCCCUGCAGAGAAUUGUGUAAGUAUUGAGACUAAUGUUGAGAGAAAAUCUCAAGGUAGUAAUAAAGCAGAUGCUGAUGGAGUCGUUGUAGAUUUAUCUACAAAAGAGACUCCCAUCCAAACUAGCAAUACACCAUUAAUCAGAUCAGUAGAAGAAGGUGCUACUGCUGUUAGUGGGGGGAUGGAGGAUAAUACACAUCCUGAGAAAACAAUGCCUGAUCCUGAUAAGAAAGUAAAUCGGAGGUCCUUUUCAAGGCGUAGAGGUAGGAAGCGCAGAACUCAUUGGAAAAAGAUUGCUUUACCAACUUCAAGUUUGCCUGUCGUUUCGCCAGUGAAUUCUCCCGAUGACCCUACGAAAGAGCAGAUUAAGACUGAAACCGUGCAUGAUGAUGACAUCAAUCAAAGACCCCAUUUAACUCGUAGGGGCAAGGAAUGCAGGCGAAAUCUGAGUGAAGCCAGACAAGCACAAGACCCUUUAUUAAGUGUGACAGCUAAAACUAUAGAUGAUCAAAGUAUAGAAAAUGAGACAAGUCCUUCAAAAAGAAAUUGGCGGUCUCUUCCAAGGCGUAAAAGAUUGUGGAAUACAGAUGCCAGUCUGAAACGUUCUUUGAGAUCAGAUGCUGUAAAGAACUAUGAGGAAACUACAGUGAAUGUACAGCACAAUGAAACAAAACAAAGUUUGUCUAGCUCACACAAGAGGAAGAUGGAGGGAUUUAAUUUAAAGGAACGAUAUGGUUUAAAGACCAUAAUCACAAACUGUGGUAGAGUCUUUGUUCCGCAUGGUUCAGAUGUUGACGUAGAGUCUGCAAAAAAGGAGAAAAUGCAUGUUGAGAUGAGCAUUGACACAAAUACAGAAAUGGUUUCUCCUGUGGAGAAAGAAGUAGUGGAAAGUAAGGGAGAAUCUCCCUCGAUGGGUAAAGAAGAAUUGCCCUCAAAAGAUCCACUGGUCAAUGACAAUGAAGACUCAGACAGCCCUUCCGAAGACAUGCCAAGUGCUCUCCUGUCAGCACUAAGGAUAUUGAGAAAGCUUAACAAAACCCAUCCAUCAGAAAGUGACAAAAGUCAGGAUUUAUGUCCAGAAAAGUCCAUGAAUGCGACAUCAAUCAUGGCUGUAGGAGUCCAACAAAAUAACAAAGAUCAUCCUGCUGCUGUUCAAGCAGAUGCAACUUCCAGUAUUCCCAGAGUUUCGGACCAGUUCACGCAUUCAGACCAAAAAGUAUCAUCUCCUGAUAAAAUCAAAAAGAAAGCAAAACAUGGUGUGUACAGUGCAAUAUCUAUAAGCAAAUUAAAGACAGUUCUCAGAAGAGGAAAGAGGAUGAAAUCUCCUUCCCCUGGUGGAAGUGCAAAAUCUGAACCAGAUAACACAGAGCCAGAGUCAAAAAAAGGAAAGUUGGGUGCCAUCAUGAAUCUGAAGUGUGAUACUGCCAAAAAUGAGUUGAAAGACAAAGGAUUACAAUCCAUGAAUGAUGACGCACAGCAUACGCCAAUGAAAAGUGUUGAGUCAACAAAACAACAUGUGUCUUGGAGAGGUCUUAUUCACAAGGCACCAAAAGAAAACGGGUCCCUCAAUUUUGACACAUCAGCACCUUUUGAAAUAGCUAAGCACACUGACCAGCAGCUCAUAUCUUCGCUUAUUGGGGAUAGGGUGGGAAGGAGAAGAAUUAGCACUGAUGGCAAAGCCAAUACAGAGAGACUGAGCACGGGUGCGUCUCUGCCCCCAGAUGCUUUGAGUUUACUGGCUGACUUGGCCCUUGGUGCAAGUAAUGAUAAAAUGUUAACAAACAUAGAAGCCAAGGCAGGCCAGGAGGCCCUUUAUGGAGUGAAUGCUAGCGGCUCCCCGGAGUCAGUCCUUCAUGCACUUCUUCGUUAUCCAUCAACCAGAUUUAAAUUACCCCCUCGGUCUCCUUUCCCAGAAGGUCUUUUAGUGACUGGGGAACUGAUUUUGGAAAUAUCAAAAGAGCAUUCUUACUCACAGACCACCUCUCCGCUGUCAGGUUUGUCAGGUCCAUCUCCCAAGGUUUCUUUUCCAUCUGGAAGUGUAGAAUCACCUCUGUCAUUGAAAACUGGGCUUCAUCUGAACCUACCCAAAGACGCUGUGGCCUCAUGUCAUCAAGAGGACGGGGGCAAAGCCGAAUGGAAGCAUUUGAUUUCUCCAAAUAAGCCAUUGCCGGAGAUCCUAAAGACGAAACCGCGGAGAUCCAGAAUUUUACGCAACAGAAGCAUAAUCGAAAAGGAGGGAAUGAUUCAAGUGACGAGGAUUUGGAAAGAGCCGUAUGAUUUUAAAUUUGACAGCAAGUUCACCAAUGAAAGUAAAGACAAAACUGUCACACGAGCACUUCAUGGGAAAUGGAGCUUCAACAUUGAAGACACCUAUGAGGAUGUCCAUCUCAUUUUUCACAUGUGGAUUGGUCUUUUCUAUAGUAAAACCUCCUCCAGGUUAUUUCACCUUGAAAAUAGUGCCGCACUUUCAAAGGAGAAGGAGGUUGAAAUUGUUCAUUUGGACAUAAAUGCUAUUCAGAAUGCCGUGUCAUUGCUCAAUGUUGAUUUGAGCCAGAAAGCGGACUCGUCCAAGCCUGUGCAUGUUCCAUCAGAGAUUUUGGAUCUCUCUGUGAAAAAUGAUGAGCCUGUGAAUCUUCGUUCAGUCUCAAAUCAGUGCAAAAGCAUAGACACUGCAUCACAACCUGGUGAAAUGUCAUCUCCGAAGCAUGAAAUGGCACCAAGGCGUUCACCUUCUGGGACAAGUCUUUCUUCCAGUCCGAAAGUUACAGCAUUGAUGAAUUAUAGAUCUGCUGUGGAUGUACCAGUGGAAAGUUCAGUGCCUGACAGUGACAAUGGCACUGAUGAUGAAAAUGACAUCACCACUGACUGCUCAUAUUCACAGCACUUGGAAAAAAACACUGCGUACAACUAUUUGUGUGAGCAAGCAUCAAAUAUGAGAAUAGGUGUUCGGAUACUUCAACCAAAGGUCAAAAAUGUUGCAAAUAAUAAAGCAUCCACCAGCGUGACCACUUCUGGUCCCCCCAAAAUUGGUGUUUUCCAUCAAAUACUAAGUCCCAUAAAACCAUCAGCAUUCUCAAAACCACACCGUCUGAUUUUGGGUAGGAAAAGUUUUGAUCUGGGUUUAAAGAAUGAGACUGGGCAUGUGCCGCAUGUAAUAUUCCAAAAGGCGAAUAUGCCUGACAGUAAAGAGGUUUUUGACGCAAAGAAAGAAAUAAAGAAAGAUGAGUGCCCAGAAGCUGUGGUUGAUGAAAAUGUUGACAAGACUUUAGAACUUAAAACUGGAGCAUCUGUUUUGGUGGAGGAAGAGAGUGUAUCUUUAGCUGAAGAGAGUAAAGUUCUCUCAAAUGAAGAUAGCCGGCGUGGAUGUCUGACAAUUAUGGAAAAUGGAAGUGUUGAAGAAAACAUAACUACCGAAAUGCCUAGCCAAGAUCAGUCUAGUAUUGUAGAGCAUAAAGAGACUGCUCAUGCAAAGGAAAAUCUUAAACCUUUACUAGAUCUGAAAGAUCAUGCAAACAUGGUUGAUGAGCUGAGAGAUACUGCAUCACAUGAGACUGUUGAGGAGCAUAAUGAGAUGUCAAAUGCAAUGGAUGAACGGAAACCUUUACUAGAUGACACAAAUCUAGUUGACCAUGUUGAUGAGCUAAGUGAUACUUCAUCAGAUGAGAGGAGAGUUGAAGACCAUAACGAGACUUCUAAUGCAGAUGAAGAACUUAACUCUGUGCAUGAUCUGAAAGAUCAUGCAAAUAUGGCUGAUGAGCUGAAAGAUGCUUUGUCAGAAGAGACUAACAUUGAAGAGUGUAAUGAGGUUUCUAAUGCAAAAGAUCAGUCAAAUGAGACUGAAGGUAAUGACACUAAAGAGCUGGUGGAAGAGAAAGAAGGUCAUACAGGUGAGGAAAUGAUGCAAGAAAUAAAGAUUAAGUCAAAGGAAGAGGCAAACCUGGGUGCCAGUGAUACUGAACAUGAGACAUCCACAACAAUGGAGGCACAUCUAGGUGAGCUUGCUUUGGGUCUGCAGGAUGAUCUAAACUGUAUUAAUAUGGAAUUCAGUGACGAGGAUUCUGAAACCCAGGUACCGAUGGAAGUUUAUGUUCAGAACAGCUCCACUGACAAAUCAUCUGCCUUCAUCGAUGAUGACCAUGAAAUGAAGAUGCAAAAGAGUGAAAAACAAUCUCAGACACUAGAGGAGGCAAAGCUUGAAGAUGCCCUUGAAGAAUUUAGCAAAGAUUCAUGCCAGGUUGAAGAUCAGCUCAUGUCUGUUCAAGAGAAACACACCCCAGCUGCUAAUAAUGAUACUCCUGAAGUAAUGCAUGAUGAAAGUGAAACCAAGAGCAUUGAGCAGAGUAUAGUGGUCCAACAAGAAGCUCUUGACGUUUGUCAGGAUGAGUCAAAACCAACAAGUACUGCUGAACCCACCAAAAUAGAUAUGAGUCAUUCAGAAAAAGAUGACGAAAGAGAUUUAGGCCAACAAGAUGCAUCUGAGGUCACUGGUGAGGUUGACACACUCGUUGUUGAGAAUGAAACACAAAGUCAAGGUUCUUGUGAAGAUCAGAUCAUAGAAACAUACCAAGAAUGCCUGUCCCCCAAAAUUUGUGCAUUACCCCCCAAUACCACAACUGACUCUCGUAAUGAAACAGUUGCUCGUCAAGCUUUGACAAUCAACAAACUGUCAGAAGCGGAGGUAAACAGUAUGUGCUCUACUCCCACUCAAGAUGAAAUCCCAUGUUAUCCAGAAGUAAACAAAGGAUUCAGGGAAGAGGAUAUGAAUAGGGACCUGUACUAUCCAGACAACACUGAUCACUCUGAUAUGUUGCCACCUAAAAGUCCUGUAAGCCCUCACCCCCAUGUUUCUACCAUAACACCAGUAUCUGACUUUACAGGACAUUAUGAAGAAAUCCACAAUGACAACCUAAGGUGGAAGAGAAGUAAAUACCCUGGCACAAUGGAUUUUAAAGAUAAAUAUGCAUUAACUACUGAGUAUUUACCCAGUGAGGACCCUUUUAAGUUAAGGCACAAACUCUAUCCCACCUCUCAACAAAAAGAUGAUGAGACCGGUGACUUCAUAGAGGGUGCAUCUCAAAAUAAUUCUGAACUCUAUUACAGAGAUGAUUUGCAUGGAUAUUACCACAGAUCUGAUGAAGAUAUACCGUGGCAGGAAUACCAAACAGAGGAAUCCAUUGAUCACCAGUCGUACCCAUGCGAGAAUGACUCUGGUGGAGACAAUGAUCCACCCAGUUGUUCUAAGUAUAUCCCAUCUGAACGUGAGUAUUCCUACAAGCACAAAAAGCGUGCAAAAAAAGUGGCCGAUGACUAUUGUUGGGAAGAAGACAAUUAUAAAUCGGACCCUCUAUCUUUCAAAUGGCCAAUAAAGGUUACUUGUACUGCAGACUAUGAGACGAAAAUAGACAGAAGUUCAAAAAAGAAGUCUAGAAAAAGCAAAUUCCCAGGUGCCCUCCAUCAAAAUACUGAGUGGAAUGACAAAGACUAUUCCAACAGCAUCCAAGAAAGGUCAUCCUUUGAAACGUAUCAAACAAAGCCAACUAGGUCGGUCACAGUUAGUUCCCUUCCACAUGUUGAGCCAAGCAAGCAGCAGUUUGACUGGCGCAGGUAUUUUAGAAGGGAGGCGACUUGGAGUCAGCUAUUAGAUGCGAGUGAGAGGGAUAACAAAUUUGACAUUCCACUCUCAUCCAUUGUCACCAUUUUGGACAGGAAAGGAAACCGUGUUAUAUUCAGUAACUCUCCCACCAUGAAACCAUCUUUUGGUGGAAGUAAUUUGACUGAAGAACUUGAAGAUUCUUUUAAUGACUGGCAAGAACAACAAAGUAAGGCUAACGUGACCCGGUCUGCACUUGAUCUCGAGUACCUCAUCUUCUCUGAAAAUAUUGAUCGGGUUCUCAAAGAAACUAAGAGCUCUGCCAGUACCACAUCAAGCUGUAGGUCAAAUCCUGACCUGGCUACAUGUCCCAUGACUGUUCGGUUUUCAAAUCUCAGUGAAGUAGAGAAUUCUGCUGAACUUUGUGAAGCACAGCCAUCACUAACCAAUUUUAAGAUUAAAGUGGACAUGUCCGACAGGAAAGAGACGAGGGAAAAAGUGAGAAAUCUUAAACAUCUCCAAAGACCUUUCUGUGAAAAAGGCAAUGAUGUUAAGUUCUCUGGGAUAUCAGAAAUAACAGAGCAAUGCACUGUUGCGUACAAGUCCAUGAUAAAUGAUGUCUGCAGCGGGAAGACUCCCCCUCGUGCUGCUGAGACAAAAAAGAGGAAGUUUGAUCAAGAGAGUGUUAGCCAUUAUCCUAGAUUCUGUGGGCGCAUCAAGAAAGACGUUUUUGACAAUCCUCAUGACAAUCUGAAGUCUACUGUGAGGCAAGCAUCUAAGAUUAAGUACAGGUUCUAUAUCCUUGUCACAUCAACAGAUACCUUCUUUGAAGAAACCAAGAACCUUUUGGAGAUUGAGGGCCACAUACCAGUUGAGCCAGAUGAGUUUGACCUCAAUGGUGACGAUCAGUCCCCUCUGCUCAUUAUACUGAGGAAUGAGGACAUUGCAGAGCACAUAUGUGAGGUACCUUAUUUGCUGGAAUUGAAGAAGUUGCCCAGUGUCCUGUUUGCUGGCAUUGACCGACCCGAUGACGUGGUGAACCUCACUCACCAAGAGCUUUUUGCUAAGGGAGGCUUUAUAGUAUGUGAUGAAUUGGCUCUCGACACACUUACUCUAGACGACAUGAAAAAAGUUGUUGGAAUCCUGGAGGAGUUAGACAAGCAAGGGAAAUGGAAAUGGUUUCUGCACUACAGAGACAGUCGCAGACUUCGGGAAAAUGCAAGAUCCAGUCCUGAGGGAAGUAGGAAGCAGCAGUUUAUUGAUAGCUGUCAGAAAGCUGGCACAGUCGAGGUCUUGCCAUAUCAUGACUGUGAUGUCAUGUCACGGGACCGACCUGACUACCUUUUCUGUUUGACUCGACUCCAGAUCCAAAACGCCUCUGUUCGGUUUCCUGUGUUUAUUACAGAUAUGCCAACUGAAUCUUUUGGAACAAAUGGAAUUUUAACAAUGAACAUUAACACAUUCUCACGGAUUCUUUCAAAUGAUACUUGUUCUGUCUCAUAAAUGUUUUUUUUUUUUCAAAAUCCAAUAUCUUACCAUUGGUAAGUAAAGCUUUGUUCAUAGAAAUAAUUUAUUGUUUAUCACAAAUGUUAAAGCAUAUAUCUUUGUUACUCAUAUGUAAGUGUUUACAAUUGAUCAAAGUUUUCUGCUGAGAACUUUACGGUUUAUAAUACAAUGAAAAUGUACAAAUGUAGGUCAUGAAAAUGUUUUAGUAUGUUUUAACCUGAUGUUGUUUUUUAUAGAUGAAAUUUGAUUGAAACUCUAAUAAAUGAGCUGAUUUAG